AUGCAGACCACUCUCGCCGUUCUUGCCGCUGGCCUGUCUCUGGCCGCGGCGCAGACGAUCAACACCUCGGAGCCCACGCUGGCUGAGAUUCGCGCUUCUCAGGCCGUUGUCAAGCCCUACUCGCCUACCUCGAGCGUCAAGGGUCUGGCUUUUGAUCGCUUCUACCAGGUCUGGCUCGAGAACGUGGACUUCACCCACGCGGAGCGUGAUUCGGACCAGGAAUGGCUCGCCAAACAGGGUAUCCUGUUGACCAACUACUUCGGCACUGGUCACACCUCGGAGCCCAACUACUGCUCGGCCGCCAGUGGUGACAGUUACGGAAUGGACAAUGAUGACUUCCAUCAGAUCCCGACCAACGUCUCGACCGUUGCGGAUCUCCUUGAAACCAAGGGGAUCUCCUGGGGCGAGUACAUGGAGGGCCUUCCCUUCCCCGGUUUCCAAGGGUACAACUUCUCCAACCAGGAGACGUACGCCAACGACUACGUGCGCAAGCACAACCCCCUGAUCCUUUUCGACCAGAUCACCAACAACGCGACCAGCCUGCGUCAGAUCAAGAACUUCACCAGCUUCUACGAUGAUCUAGAGAACGAGACCCUCCCGCAGUGGGCGUUCAUCACCCCCAACAUGACCAACGAUGCGCACGACACCAACGUGACCUACGCCACCCGUGUCUUCCUGCGUCCGUUUGUGGAGAACCUGAUGAACAACACCUACUUCUGGAACAACACGCUCCUGAUGCUGACCUUUGACGAGUCGUACGACUACCCCAUCCCUAACCGUGUGUACACCAUCCUGCUCGGCGGUGCUAUCCCGGACCACCUGAUCGGCACCGAGGACGACACCCUAUACACCCACUACUCCAGCCUGGCGACCGUGGAGGCCAACUGGGGCCUGCCCUCGCUCGGCCGCUGGGACUGCGGUGCCAACAUCUUCCAGCUGGUCUCCAACGCCACGGGCUACACCAACUACGACGUCGACACCACCAACCUGCUGAUCAACAGCUCGCUGCCGGGUCCCCUGUCCCUCUCGGAGUACUCGCAGUACCGCUCCACCUGGCCCGUCCCCGCGACCGAGGGCAAGUGCUCGGCCGGCAACGGCAUCCUCAAGUCCGUCGUCGACAUGUACAAGGGCCGCGAGCCGACCUACAACUACACCGACCCCUUCCCCUACGAUGUGAGCGCCGGACUGGACGUCGGCAUCUCCUUCUCGCGCAACGGCACCGUCUACGUGACCGGCACUAACACCUCCUUCACCGAGGCCACCUCCAACACCUCCACCUCUUCUUCCAGCUCGGCUUCCUCGUCCGCCACCAGCGGUGGUGCCGGUAUGACCUCCACCAACUUCGGUCUGCUGGCUCUCGGCCUGGCUGCCUUUGCUCUGGCGUAA
Messenger RNA from Penicilliopsis zonata CBS 506.65, 1386 nucleotides. RefSeq lists its product as hypothetical. NCBI's taxonomy places the organism in Eukaryota, Fungi, Ascomycota, Eurotiomycetes, Eurotiales, Aspergillaceae. The transcript has 2 exons. Bases 1 to 1386 code for a protein of 461 amino acids. Gene Ontology annotation, biological process: phospholipid catabolic process. The record is from RefSeq and is a predicted model, not a curated record. Gene Ontology annotation, molecular function: hydrolase activity, acting on ester bonds.